Molecule: messenger RNA, 4524 nt
Organism: Linum tenue
Lineage: Eukaryota; Viridiplantae; Streptophyta; Magnoliopsida; Malpighiales; Linaceae
Source: the annotation of a GenBank genome assembly
AUAAUAAUAUGAUGGGAAGACGAAACUCCGACUGUUUCCUCGAUGCCGCAGAAGUCUACGCGCCUUCUCCACCAACCCCAACUCUGCUUCGUCGGUUUCUAUAUCCAUACCCUUCUAUUUCGCUUCUCCUCUCCAGUUCCAGAAUUUGCAGAGCCAGGCAAUAACCGAAAACACCUCUCUCUUUGCUCAUUGGACUGACAUAAUUUGUGCUUGUAUCAUAUGUUGUUAUGAAGAAAUGGAUUACAUGGACGGAAGAAGUUCCCACGGAUCAAACGUUACUGUUGAUAAUGCCUCUAGAGAAUCGGACACUGUUGCUUCUGCUUCUGAACCUGCAGAUUCACAUUCGCUGCCCCUACCAUUUGGAGAGUACGAGGUGUUUCUGAAUUUCAGAGGUCCAGACACCCGUUAUCAGAUCACCGAUAUCCUUUAUCGUUUUCUUGUUAACUUAAAGAUCCGCACUUUCAAGGAUGAUGAUGAGCUCCGGAAUGGGGAAGGGAUAUGGCCCAAUCUCGUCGAGACUAUCGAACAAGCCAAGAUUUAUGUACCCAUAUUUUCGGAGAAUUAUGCUUAUAGUAAAUGGUGCCUCAAAGAACUUGUGGCGAUUGUUGAGCGCCAAGAGGGCAACCAGGGUUGCAUCAUACUACCCAUUUUUUACAUGGUGGAUCCCAAAGAUGUCCGACAUCAAAGUGGGCCGUAUUGGAAUGCAUUUGAAGAACACAAGAAGAAUUUCGAUGAAGAGACCGUUCUAGUUUGGAGAGACGCUUUAAAUAAGGUUGGAGCUAUGAAGGGAUGGCAGGGGGCUAUAGCAGAUCUUGUUACUGGGGAUGUAUGGUCACACCUGAGUAAGAACAAUAAUGUGUUGGAGACUGAUAAGUUGAUCGGAAUUGAUGGUCACAUAGAAGCAGUAGAAGAAAGGAUGACCCUAGACUCUGACGGUGUGUCAAUUGUCGGCAUUCAUGGUAUUGGCGGUAUAGGUAAGACAACUAUCGCCAAGGCUUUCUAUAACAAAGUAUCUGCUCAGUUUGAUCGUUGUAGCUUUGUGGAAAGCGUACGAGAAAUGUUACUUAAGAAGGAUGGUGUUAUGACUUUGCAAAAGCAGUUAAUCUCAGACAUCCUGAGGAGGAAUUCUGUUGAAUCCAUUGCCAAUAUAAGUGAGGGUAUAAAAGUUAUAAGAAAUAGGAUUACUCGUUUCAAAUGCCUUAUUGUUCUUGAUGAUGUGGACGAGAAGUUUGAAAUUGAAGAGGUGUUGGGGAAUAUCGAGAAUUUUGUUUCAGGAAGUAGAUUUGUCAUGACUUCCAGAAAUGUAAAAGUAUUGAGUACUUUGACUACAGAGUGCAAGCUGUAUAAAGUACUAGAAAUGACUCAUGGCCACUCACUCCAACUCUUCUGCAAGCAUGCCUUCAAAAUGGAUUCUCCUCCAUCAGGUUUUGAGACUUUGUCAAAAGAUAUUGUCUCUGUUGCAGCAGGACUUCCAUUGACACUUAAAGUUGUAGGGUCUCUUUUAUUUCAAGAGGAGAAAGUGAUUUGGGAAGACAAACUGAGACAGUUAAAAGAUAUUCCAGAGGAGGAGGUUAUGGAAAGGUUAAGGAUAAGCUAUGAUUCCUUAAACGAAGAGGCAAAGCAGAUUUUCUUAGAUAUUGCUUGUUACUUUGUUGGAGACGACAAAGAGAUACCUUCUUAUAUGUGGAGUUCUUGUGGGUUUUUCCCAGUAACGAAUAUCAAUAUUCUUAAUCAGAGGUCUAUGAUUGAGAUUGUUUGUGAUAUUGAAAAACAAAAAGUGUUCCGAAUGCAUGAUCAACUCAGAGAUAUGGGUAGGGAAAUUGUACGUCAAGAAAACAAAAGACAUCCAUGGAAUAGAAGUAGGAUAUGGUCCGAGGAGAAAGCUAUGGACAUGUUACAUAACAAAAAGGGAACAAACAUAAUUGAAUGCAUUAGAAUGAACUCCUCAUCUGGUGAUGGUGUUGUGGAGGAGCUUGAGAUUGUGGGGAACUUUGAAAGUGAAUGCUUUAUGAAUUUAUCAGAGGUGAGAUUCAUUGACGUACAAACUAAGAUGCUCCCUAGCGACUUCGCUGAUUAUCUUCCAAAUUUAAGAUGGUUUCGAUGGAAGUUUGGAUACGGUGGGUGUAUGCCUAAGUUUCAUGCGGAAAAUAUGGUGAUUCUCGAACUCUUAACCCCGGUGAAAGAUGAUUGGGGAGGUUUGAGACAUCUCAUGAAGGUAUGCACUAUUGUUAAUGACAGAGCACUUAAGAUGGCGAGAAAGCUCAAAGUUCUGAAACUUGUGGGUAAGUUCUUGAUAGAAUAUCCCGACUUUCCACGGAGUUUAGAGAUAUUGUAUCUGCAGGAUUUCGGGCCUCGGUUGUCCCAUAAGGAUCUGGAUAUUGGGAACUUGAGGAACCUAAAAGUUCUGCAUCUAUGGUUUUGUGAGGUAGGAGAGAUAAGGGGUGGAACCAUUGGGAUGGUGAAGGGGCUUCAAGAGCUCAAUAUCAUCCAUUUAAGGGUUGAGGAGAGUCUGAGAGCAACACUUGCCGAUAUUGGGGAUUUGCAGUUUCUUGAAAUCUUGAGAGUAGAUGUAAUCGCUGAUGUGGGAUUGGCAUCAGUUUACGAGAAUUUGUUACUGAAUACUAAGCUUCCUACAAGUUUGAAGGAGCUGGAGACUACAUCUCCAGUGGCUAACCUUCCAGAGCUGGUGGAGUUGGAGGAACUAGUCAUUCGAUAUUCCAAGUAUGGGCUUGGGAUCCCUCCAGCACACAGUAGUCAUAUGUGGUGCAAGUCAUCCAAAUUGAAGUCUCUGACUCUGCAAGAAACAAAGAUGAUGACAAUGGCAACUAAUACAUCUAGUCCUUUCUUGCCGCUGCUUCCAUCGUCAACUGGGUAUGGUCUUGAGAUCCCUCCAGUAGACAUUAGUGAUAUGUGGCGGAAGUCAUCCAAAUUGGAGUAUCCGACACUGCAAGAAACAAAGAUGAUGACAAUGCCAACUAUUACAUCUAGUCCUUUCUUGCCGCUGCUUCCAUCGUCAAUGACUGGGUAUGGUCUUGAGAUCCCUCCAGUAGACAGUAGUGAUAUGUGGUGGAAGUCAUCCAAAUUGGAGUCUCCGACACUGCAAGAAACAAAGAUGACGAUGCCAACUAAUACCUUUAGUCCUUCUUCCUUGCCGUUGCUCCAUCACAUGUUGGAGUUGGAGACAUUGAAACUAGUUCAAUCUGGGUAUGGGCUUCAGAUCCCUCCAGCAGCCAGUAGUGAUAUGUGGUGGAAGUCAUACAAAUUGAAUAUUCCAACUCCUUAUAAAAAAAAGAUGACUAUGCCAACUAAUACCUCUAGUACUUCUUCCUUGCCGCUGUUUCCAUCGUCGCUGACCACCCUUCACAUCAAGAUAUGUCCAAAACUGAAGUGGCUCCCAAAUCUAAAGAAUCUGGAAUACUUGACUCACUUAUACAUCUCAGGAUGUUCCUUGCUUAAUGACAUCCCUGGUCUUGGAGGGUUGAAAUCCUUGGUAAGUCUGAGUCUAAGUGAUAUGAAAGCUUUAUGCAAUCUGGAUGGUCUUGAUAGUCUCUAUUCUUUGACAUCCUUGACACUAGAAGGCUGUGAUGCACUGGGAAGACUGCCAAGCAUGGCAUCUUUGAAGCAAUUGAAAAAGUUAUCCGUCAGUAAUGCUCCAUAUCUGCGGGAGAUUGGGGGCCUUGUCGGCUUGAAAUCCUUGGAACAUUUAAAUCUGUAUAGUUGCAGAUCUUUGGAAAGACUUCCUGUUGAUGAGCUAUCUAGUUUGAAGCACUUGAGGAGGGUAGAGAUCAAAGGUUUCUCGCAGAUCAGCUCCAAUACUAUCUCCUCUCUACGAAAACUAGAGGCGAAUGUUAAGAUAAUUGUUGAGGCACCGCUGCCACCACCUUAACUCAUCUCCAUUGGCUUCGUUAAUCUCCUAUCUCUAAACAAGCUAUGAACUUUAAUUAUAUGGGAGUGUCCUCGUCUUGCAGCACUAUCUUCCCCUGACCAACAGCUUGAUGGUGGUGGUUUGAGUUGUGACAGCCAACCAGUACUUGACUCGUUACAAAGGUUGUCCGUAAAUGGAUGUGAGUCACUGCUACAAGGUAGUUUCUGCCAGAUGCUUCAUCUGUCUAGGUUUCCGAGGCUUGUGGUGUUGGAACUUGGGCAGACGUAGCCUCCUAAUGUGGCGAACGAAUUGCUGCUGGAGGGACUCGAGUCCUUGGAAGAGUUAGCUACUCUGCGGUUGCUUCGCUUGGCUACACAGAAAUUACCUUCCCUGUCAAAACUGCAAAAGUUGAACGAGUUGACUGUCAUUAAUGCUUCUAAUUUGUACGAGAUUGAGGGCCUUGCAGAUAUGAAAUCCUUGCAAAUCCUACACCUCGUGAGAUGCACAUCAUUGGAAAGAUAUGAAAUCCGUGCAAAUCCUACACCUCGCCUUGUAAGUGUUGAAAACAUUCUUUUGAGCAACGAUUAUAUGUGGAGAUAAGUUCAAGAAAUUAACAUGUAUUGAUGAUAUAUUGAUUCUAUUACCUCUUAUUCACAUCC